AUGUCCUCUUCUCCCACUCACAUGUUGGAUACAUCUCCCUUUCCUUCUCUUCCUCCUCUUCCUCCUCUUCCUCAUCUCCUCUCCCUUCUCUUCCUUCUCUUCCUCCUCUUCCUCUUCUUCCUUCUCUUCUCGCCCCUGCUCUCCUCCGCACUUCCUCCUAUCCCAUUUCUUCUCACUGCAUGCCCUCCCGUUCUCAAGGGCCCAAUGUCAAGAGGAAUGCUCCAUGUGCUGGCGCAAGCUGGCACUGCGGCGCAGCGUCGAGAGGAGUGCCCCAUGUGCUGGCGCAAGCUGGCACUGCAAGACGAAACCUGGUACGUGCAAGAUGAAACGUGGUACGUGCAAGAUGAAACGUGGUACGUGCAAGAUGAAACGUGGCACGGGCAAGAUGAAACGUGGAGCUGCUGCUGGCGUGCUACAGGGAGAGAAGGAGAGAAAGGUGCAGCCGACAACCAGCACGCCUCCACUCAUUGCCAAUCUCUCCUCUCUAUUGUCUUUCUUCCUGACUCUCAUGCGUUGCAGUCAGGAGCUGCUGCUGGCGUGCUACAGGGAGAGAAGGAGAGAAAGGUGCAGCCGACAACCAGCACGCCUCCACUCGUUGCCAAUCUCUCCUCUCUAUUGUCUUUCUUCCUGACUCUCAUGCGUUGCAGUCAGGAGCUGCUGCUGGCGUGCUACAGAGAGAAGGAAAUCCAAGCGGCAGAGCAGCGCGCGGCAGCAGCAGCAGCCGCCGCCGCAAUCGCAGCAUCAGUGCGGGGGGCAGCAGGCCGAGGAACCGCGGCACGGGGAGUGGCAGCAAGGGGAGUGGCCGUGAGGGGGCACGUGAGGCGGGGCGCUCAGCCCAUGGGCACAGGGGGGUCUUCGUCCUCGCCCUCCUCUAUUCCUGCUCCCUCCCGCCAUCGCCAGCAGCAGCAGCGGGAGCAGAGGGAGCAGCGGCAGAGCAGCAGUCAGGUAUGUGUGUGGGUAGACGUGAAAGUCAUACGAUGGGCUUUAAGCAAAACGAGUGGCAACAAGGGGCGUGGCGCCCACGAGGAUAUGGGGGGCUCAGCCCACGAGGAUAUGGGGGGCUCAGCCCACGAGGAUAUGGGGGGGCUCAGCCCACGAGGAUAUGGGGGGGCUCAGCCCAUGGGUACAGGACGGUCGUCCUCCAUCCCUGCUCCCUUGCGCCAUCGCCAGCAGGAACUGUCGAGGACGGUCGUCCUCCAUCCCUGCUCCCUUCCGCCAUCGCCAGCAGCAGCAGCAGCAGCAGCAGCAGCAGGAGCAGAGGGAGCAGCGGCAGGGCAGCAGUCAGGUAUGUUUGUUUUUGAGUCGACUCAAGAGCAGCGGCAGGGCAGCAGUCAGGUAUGUUUGUUUGUGAUGAGGGUAGGCUCUCCCCCCCUGGGGACAGUGACUUCUGAGGCGACUUUUGAGUCGAAUUUUGAGGUGAAUUUUGAGUCGACUUUUGAGGUGAAUUUUGAGUCGACUUUUGAGGUGAAUUUUGAGGCCACAGUCACAUCGGGCUCGCCUGUCGAUCGCUUGCUGCCCUCGUCCCUCCACUCCUUCCAACCCCUUACAACCAUGCUCACUCUCCCUUACCCCUCCUCUUCCUGUCCCGUCCUCUCUCCCUUCAUUCCCCUCCCCCUGCGGGCCACAGUCACAUCGGGCUCGCCUGUGGAUCGCUCGCUGCCCUCGUCCCUCCUCUCCUCCCUCCGUCUUACACCGAUAUUCAUUCUCUUUGUCCCCACCCGCCUUAACCCCCUGCGGGCCACAGUCACAUCGGGCUCGCCUGUGGAACGCUGGCUGCCCUCGUCCCUCUGCCACGCCACCUCCUCCCUUUCUGUCCCCGUACAGACGACUCUGCUCACUCUCCUUCCCCUGGACUCCCCUUCUUCCCCCCUGCAGGCCACGGUCACAUCGGGCUCGCCUGUCGAUCGCUGGCUGCCUUCUUCCCUCCUCUCCUCUCUCCGCCACGCCACCUCCUCCUCUUCCUCCUCUCGCGGUCUCUCCGGCUCCUCCCCCCGCUCCUUCGCUCUCUCCUUCAGCCCUCACAGACACCGCUCCUCACGCUCCGCCUCCCCUUCCUCCUCUACUAUCCCCGCCACCAACACUACCACCACCACCACAAUUACCACCUCUUCUUCCUCCUCCUCCUCUUCCUCUGCCUCUCUUUCAGCAGCACUCGCCUCCUCCUCCUCUCCAUCCGCCUCUGCAUCUGCCCCAUCAGCCUCGCUACCCACCACAGCGACCUCUCUUGCCGCUACUGCCACACUCUCGGAUACCACCUCUGCUGCUGUCGCUGCUGGUACCCCUGCUAAUUCUGCAUCUUCUGCUGCUGCGGCCACCUCUGAUGCUGGUGCAGCCCCUGCCUGUCCCUUCACCUCUCCCCCCAUCGCAUGCUAUCGCGCGGACCCAUCUGUUCUCGCAGCAGAGGCAGCAUGCUCCCCGCCCACCUUCUCCCUCUCGCCCUUGCGCCCACGCCCGCCCUCCGCCCUCUCCUUCUACCCACCUGAGACCUCUAGUUCAGGAGAAACCAACAGAGGCUUCAGCCUGUCAGCAGGUGCUCUCCCUUUGGAUACCCCUCUAGGAGCCACUGUGAGCUGGAACGGAGUGCUCCCUAUCAAUUCUUCUGGUUCUGACACAGGAGAAACCCCUCCUCAAAACAGAAGCGGGGUUCUUUAUACAGAGUCUAUCCUGGCACCUACUCCUCCUCACAAUAUUCCUCCUCCUCACCCUUCUACUGCAGCAGCAGCAGCAGCAGCAGCAGCAGCAUCUGUAGCUCACACGGCCUCCUCCCCAUCUGAAAGCUCGUCUCUUGUUGCUGCUUUGGCACCUAUGACCCUAUGGAGGAUCGUACCCCGCCUUUCCCUCGGGGCUGCCAGCCCCACGCCAUCCUCUCGUCCCUCAAAGCCCGCCUUACCUUGCGGUACGUCUCCUUCUCUCUCUCCUCCCACGUCAACUCUUUCCGUCUUCCCCAUCUCUGUGCUUCCACCUGCCUCCUUGCCCCACGCCAUACUCUCCUCCCUCAAAUCCUGUCUCACCUCUCAGUACUUCUCUUCCCUUCCACUCCGUUUCUUUCCUUCUUCCCAUCUCCAUUUCCCCUCGGCCAUCCUCUCCUCUCCUCUCUCAAAUCCCGCCUCACCUCUCAGUGCGCGUCCUUCUCUCCCCUCCCACUUCCAACUGUUUUCUUCUUCCCCAUCUCGCUUCCGUUUACCUCUCUUUCCCACACCAUCCUCUCCUUCCUCCACUCAUGCACUGCCUCUUGGUACCGAGGUACCUCUACAUCCUUCCCACCCCAUCACUCUUCGCUCCCCCAUCCCCCUUCCCCUCGUAUCCGCGCAUAUCCCAGGAGGUCCCAAGGGUUUCGUUCCUCCUCCUCGCCCUCCUCGUUUGCAUCCCAGUGUGUUUCAAAGCACACCGGAGGUCCCAAGGGUUACUCCUCCUCCUCCCAGGCACCAGCCACACUCCGUCACCGAAGCUGACUCUCACAACAGCUCACUAUCCCUCUCCCCUUGUGUCCCUGCCUAUCCCAGGUGGUCCAAAGGCUCGUCCUCCUCUUCUGCCCAGGCACCAGCCACACUCCGUCACCAAAGCUGA
This is a messenger RNA of Closterium sp. NIES-65, 3567 nucleotides long. The record is from the annotation of a GenBank genome assembly. NCBI's taxonomy places the organism in Eukaryota, Viridiplantae, Streptophyta, Zygnematophyceae, Desmidiales, Closteriaceae.